AUGGACCCGAUGCUUAUCCUCGACCUGGUUAUAUUGGUCAUGGAACGAUUAAGCUUUGUUGAUUUUCAUAGAGCCAGAUGCGUUUCUUCAGUAUGGUAUUCCGCUUCAAAAUCAUGCCGCAUGAGACAAGCAAACCCAUGGCUCGUCCUCUUUCCUGCAGACGUACUUCACUUACCUCUGGAAAGCAUCGACGAUUCAUGUAAGUUGUUCGAUCCUAUUGACAACAAAUCAUACACCGUAAGAGAUCUCGGUUCUGCUAUCCUUAGGACUUCUUGUUUGGCAAGUUACAAUAGCUGGUUCCUCAUGUUAGACCGUAAAACCCGUUUUUAUCUUUUGAAUAUGCUCACUCGAGAGAGGAUUCAUCUCCCGUCCCUAGACUCAAUGGAAUCAACCGAGGGUACAAAGUUCAAAUUCAAGAGAAAUUUUGACUCUAGCUUCACGGUUACAACAUUCCAUUAUAAAGAUAACGUAACAUUGUUAUCAACGUGCUAUGGAAUUGGCGCCGCCGUUUUGUGGGUAGAUGAAAGAAACAAAGAUUAUUUUGUUGUGUGGGCUUUUGAUCGCUCUCUUGCAUAUCACAAGAAAGGAGACGAUGGAUGGAGAGUGUUUCGAUCAUCAACGAAUCAAAGCUGCGUCGAUAUGGUGUUUAUAGAAAGCAAGCUUUACGUACUUAUUGAAGACGGAAGCAUCACUGCUUUUGAUUUCUCUUGCGGUGAUUCUCCUAUGGAGUUUGCAAGUUUCACCCCGUCUCCGGAGUGUUAUGACUCAUUUGAUUUCGACCAUCUUGCUGUAACUUUGUCUGGACAAGUUUUAGGUAUUUCAAGAGAGCGGAGACACUCAUUGAACAUCUACAAGAUGGAUCCUAAAUCAUCAAAAUGGAGUAUAAUCAAGUCUCUAGGGGACGAAGCAUUGCUUUUGGAUCAACAAAUAACGGUUCCAGCCAAAGAUGGUGUUUCUAAAAAUUGUGUAUAUUAUAAUAAUGAUCGGUUUGGUAGAGGCAACAACUAUAGUCUCGGGGAGGAUGAUAACGGGAUUUGCGUCGUCAAUAUUAAUUCACACCAAGAAUGA
This is a messenger RNA of Brassica oleracea var. oleracea, 1068 nucleotides long. RefSeq names its product putative F-box protein At3g03730. Bases 1 to 1068 code for a protein of 355 amino acids. The record is from RefSeq and is a predicted model, not a curated record. Gene Ontology annotation, molecular function: protein binding. The transcript has a single exon. NCBI's taxonomy places the organism in Eukaryota, Viridiplantae, Streptophyta, Magnoliopsida, Brassicales, Brassicaceae.